Messenger RNA from Cylas formicarius (sweet potato weevil), 1783 nucleotides. RefSeq names its product THAP domain-containing protein 2-like. The transcript is spliced from 3 exons. Gene Ontology annotation, molecular function: sequence-specific DNA binding. The record is from RefSeq and is a predicted model, not a curated record. Bases 265 to 807 code for a protein of 180 amino acids. NCBI's taxonomy places the organism in Eukaryota, Metazoa, Arthropoda, Insecta, Coleoptera, Brentidae.
CCAAAGAACAUUUACGCACGUCAAUUUGACUAAUAACAAAGUUAUGAGAAUAUCUACUUUGAUUAAAAUUCCUGUGCCUAAGUGUGGAACCAAGGGCGAUUUUUUUUACUAUGGGCAAAGACUCAAGGAGACAAUUUUCUUAUUUAUGCUGUGUGAGCUAAUCUUUGAAGGAUUUGAUUUUUAAGAAAUUUCUGCGAUCUUUUCUUAAAUUGUUAUUGCAAGUUUCUUCGACUAUAAUUGAAAAAAUCUAUAUAAUCAAAAACAAUGUCUGGGACUACGUGUGCCGUAUAUAACUGCAACAAUAGUUACAAAAAACGUUUGCCAGGUAUAACUUUUCACAGAUUUCCGAAAUCAAUUGUUAUGAGAAAAAAGUGGGUACACUUGUGCAGUAGAAAUGCUAAUUCUAAUAUCGCCAACGGCAUAAUUUGUUCUGAACACUUCCUCCCUGAAGAUUUUAAACGUGAUUUGAGAAAUGAGUUACUUGGGUUGCCAUUAAAAAAACGGUUAAAGGAACAUGCUGUACCAUCGCAAAAACUUUUUGAAAUAGAAUCAAAAAAAUCAAGAUUUGCAGUUAAGCAGGUGGAUAGCGUUUUAAAUAAAAAGAAAGCAAGCAUUGUUUCAAACUUUCUAAUUGAGAAAAUUGUAAUUGUGGAUAUCCAAGGUAAAACUGAGGAAACUAUUGUUGAAGUAAAUCAAGGCACUGAAAAUUUGUUAGAAAAUAAAAGUCCAAACUCUUUCAACAAAUUUGAUGCUUCCUCGGUCACCUCCAGAUAUAAUAAAGAACUAUUGGGAAAACAAAAAACUUAAUUUCGAAACAAAAGUUAAAAAAAAUGUAUUGUAAAUCAAGGUACAGAAAAAAAUAGCAAAGUAAAGCCAUUGGAUUGACAAAUAAAAAAUAAAGGUUUUGUCAGAUAACCAAAUAUAACACUAUCAAACAAGAAAAAGAAAAAGUUGUGAAGUUGGCUGAAAAAGGAUUUGUUGUAAAAGAUGCAGUAUUAGAUAAAGAUCAAGUCUCCCAAAUGAUCAGCCAAGUUUUAUCACCACUAUUUUGAGAAUUAGGAUAGAAUGAACCCAGUAAUUUUUGACACCAAUUUUUUACUGAUGCAGAAGUAAUGGAUGAGUUAUAAAUUAAUUAAUAAAAAUGAUAUUUAAAAGAAGGAGUUGCCAUAUUCUUUUGUGCAAAAUUUUUGCAAGUUAUUCAUAUGGAUUUUAUAUUAAAGAGAGAAAGGACAUAAUUUUUCUAUACAUAAGUAUAGUAUUGGAUAUCUAUAAUUGUACAUAUUUUGUUAAUUAUACUUAAGUUUAGUGUUGGGAUUGUUUUUAUUUUAUUUCCUAAACAUCUAUUGCCCCAAAAACAGUCAUAUUUAGAAAAAAAUUGCCACUAUGUAACUAGGCAAUUUUAAUUGAAUUCAAAACAAAAUUUUGAAUGGUUGCAGUUUUUAUGAGUUUCAUCUUUGCGUUGGCUCGUUUUAUGCUGAUAUUAAAGUGAUAGUUAUCGUUUGGGAUUGCUUGAUAUUCAUUGCCUAAAAUUUCUUUCAAGUCUACUUAUGUACAUUUUAGGAGAACUACAGAACUAUACUGGAAACUUGACUACAAGCAACUCAAUGUUUGUAUGCUCAGCUUUUUAUAAUUUCGAAUUUACCUUUAAUUUUUUGUUGCUAGUUUGAAGGUAUUUGCAUUUAAUAAUGCUUUGCUUUUCUACAAAGCGCAGGCUUUGCACGUUACAAUGAAUAAAGUUCAAUCUUUUCCUAUUGUGAACACCUAGAAAUGAGUGAAUGAAAAC